This is a messenger RNA of Saccostrea cuccullata (small rock oyster), 2472 nucleotides long. RefSeq lists its product as uncharacterized. The transcript is spliced from 4 exons. NCBI's taxonomy places the organism in Eukaryota, Metazoa, Mollusca, Bivalvia, Ostreida, Ostreidae. The record is from RefSeq and is a predicted model, not a curated record. Bases 8 to 1228 code for a protein of 406 amino acids.
UCAGCAGAUGCAGCCAGAUGGUAUGCACACCAUUGCGGACUUCAUCUCCCAUGUACUGGACAUGCUAACUGGAAAACAUGAUGGACGUAAUGUUCGUAACUGCAAAAAGAAAUUCCAGAGGUUUUCAGACAUCUGGGUGACAGAAGAUCCAGUUGCAGCACUAGUGUUUAUUAGGAAAGGGCGGAAGAAAAGCAAACCCAACAAGGAAAAUGAGAGUCCAGAGGCAAAUCUUACCCCUACCCCGUGGUCUCUGUCCAAAGAGCAACUAAAGCUUGCCGAUGCCAGAGCAGCAUCUGUAACUUACAGUUCCGGCUAUGACAUCUCACCCGGACCCCACUUUUCAAAGCCUUGGACUUUACGUACCAUGAAUUCAAAAAUACAGUUUGUAACCAGUGGGGCCCUUGCCUGGUGCAUAAGGGUUUUUUUGCCGAAUCAGCAAGAGGAAACACUGUUCAUCAUUGUGAACCUCAUCAAGAGAAUGGUCUCACCACAGCUGACUGAAGAAGACAUUCCUUCUCUUCAGGAAGAUGUUCACACUGGACUGGCAAUGUUUGAGCGUGACUUUCCUCUCUCCAUGCAGAACCUAGUCACACACUUGCUCCAUCACAUUGUGGAUGGAUUUUCUACCUUUGGCCCUUUGUAUGGAAGAUGGCUCUUCCCCUAUGAAAGAGCCAAUGGGUGGAUUACAAGGCAGUGCCUGAAGAAGGGUGCAGAAGAGAGCACUGUUAUGGAGACUUAUGCUGUUUACGAGUGGUGUAUGUAUAUGGUUAUGAGUGGACGAUUCAAGCCAGCUAAAACAGAAAAUCAGAUAUGGGACUCGUGCAGUGAGGAAAUCACCUACCACUUCAAUGUCGUCCAUGGCAAAGAAAUUACACUCACAGAAGGAAUGCGGUGUCACAUGAAGGACUUCUAUCAAGCAGCAUUCAAACUGAAAAUUUUGUACUUUGGUGACAUUGCAAGUGAAGUGAAAACAUACAGUGCUGAAGGACGAAAGCUGAUUUCAAACGACGUUGGUUCGAUGAAAAACUGUUCAAUCGUAAAAGUCUUCAAUGGAGUUAACCAUUUAGACAUUCAGUUUGGUGAAGUGACUAGUUUGAUAGAACACAAUGUGAAUUGUACUAUACAGACUUGGGCGAUUAUUGACAUGUUCCCAUUGGCAGAAAGAGAAGGCGUUGUGUACAUCUUUGAGAGGAAGGCCCUUUACCAAAGGAUGUACAUGUUGACUUGAUUAGUGAUCCAGUGGUAUUCGUGAAAAAGGACAACUUCAUUUAUGUUUUGAUGUAAAUGAGAUUUCAUGAUGAAAUUUGUACUUGUACUUGAGUAGUGACACAUUGGUUUUUGUGAAAAAAGACAAUUUCAUUCAUGUUGUGAUGUAAAUGCGAUUUCAUGAUGAAAUUUGAACUUACAUGUAUUUGGUAACAGUAUUCAUCAUCAAUUUCAUGGUUCGAUGAAAAACUGUUCAAUCGUAAAAGUCUUCAAUGGAGUUAACCAUUUAGACAUUCAGUUUGGUGAAGUGACUAGUUUGAUAGAACACAAUGUGAAUUGUACUAUACAGACUUGGGCGAUUAUUGACAUGUUCCCAUUGGCAGAAAGAGAAGGCGUUGUGUACAUCUUUGAGAGGAAGGCCCUUUACCAAAGGAUGUACAUGUUGACUUGAUUAGUGAUCCAGUGGUAUUCGUGAAAAAGGACAACUUCAUUUAUGUUUUGAUGUAAAUGAGAUUUCAUGAUGAAAUUUGUACUUGUACUUGAGUAGUGACACAUUGGUUUUUGUGAAAAAAGACAAUUUCAUUCAUGUUGUGAUGUAAAUGCGAUUUCAUGAUGAAAUUUGAACUUACAUGUAUUUGGUAACAGUAUUCAUCAUCAAUUUCAUGGUUCGAUGAAAAACUGUUCAAUCGUAAAAGUCUUCAAUGGAGUUAACCAUUUAGACAUUCAGUUUGGUGAAGUGACUAGUUUGAUAGAACACAAUGUGAAUUGUACUAUACAGACUUGGGCGAUUAUUGACAUGUUCCCAUUGGCAGAAAGAGAAGGCGUUGUGUACAUCUUUGAGAGGAAGGCCCUUUACCAAAGGAUGUACAUGUUGACUUGAUUAGUGAUCCAGUGGUAUUCGUGAAAAAGGACAACUUCAUUUAUGUUUUGAUGUAAAUGAGAUUUCAUGAUGAAAUUUGUACUUGUACUUGAGUAGUGACACAUUGGUUUUUGUGAAAAAAGACAAUUUCAUUCAUGUUGUUAUGUAAAUGCGAUUUCAUGAUGAAAUUUGAACUUACAUGUAUUUGGUAACAGUAUUCAUCAUCAAUUUCAUGGUCUUGAUAAUGAACAACUUGCUUAUUUUCUAAAAAGGUGCAAAUUAUAGUUACAAUUGCUAAAGACAGAUGGUAUUGAGUGUUGAUCAAAAAUAUCUUUAUGACAUUUUUCAUGUUUUGAAGAAGAUCAUGAGAUUUUAAGCACAAAGAAAGUUGUUUAUAUUUCAUACUU